AUGUCGACACAAUACCAGGGCCAGUCCCAGGUUGUCAUGCGGAUGCUGGUGAACCGUGUCUCAUCUCGGGAACGAGGACCUCAGGCGACUGGGAGUUCCAGAGGCGACAGCCAGUCCAGGCACCUUCAGCGAGGCCGGUCACAGACCCCCAACAGACAGGGCACGGGGUCCCUGAGCGAGAGCUCCAUCCCCUCCAUCUCUGACACCAGCACCCCAAGACGAAGUCGGCGGCAGCUCCCACCCGUCCCACCAAAGCCUCGGCCACUCCUUUCCUAUAGCUCCCUGAUACGACACGCUGGCAGCAUCUCUCCACCUGCCGAUGGAAGCGAGGGGGGCUCCCCGCUCACCUCCCAAGCCCUGGAGAGCAACAGCGCUUGCCUGACCGAGUCUUCCAACUCCCCCCACCCCCAGCAGGGCCAGCACCCCUCCCCCCAGCGCUACAUCUCCGAGCCCUACCUGGCCCUGCACGAAGACUCCCACGCCUCGGACUGUGGCGAGGAGGAGACGCUCACCUUCGAAGCAGCUGUGGCCACGAGCUUGGGCCGUGCCAACACCAUCGGCUCGGCCCCGCCCCUGCGGCACAGCUGGCAGAUGCCCAACGGGCACUACCGGCGGCGGAGGCGCGGGGGGCCUGGGCCAGGCAUGAUGUGUGGGGCUGUCAGCGACCUUCUGAGCGACACGGAAGAAGACGACAAGUGCUAGAGGCUGCUCCCCCCUCCGAUGCAUGCUCUUCUCUCACAUGGAGAAAACCAAGACCGAAUUGGGAAGCCAGCGCGGCCCGGGGGGGAGGAAGAGGGGAAGGGACGAUGGAAGGACACCAUGCAUCAUCAGAGAAGAGGAAGGCAAGGACAAUCGGAAAACCAGUCACACCACCAAAUUGCUUCAUUCCCCUUUGCAAGAUGGGCACUGCCAUAGUUCUGCCUCUUUGCUGGGGAAAGAAAACACAGGACCGCGGAGGGUUAUUCCCAAGGGAGAAGGGACACUCGGACGGCUUUGCUACCCCUUGCCCCUCCCCACUUUUCUAAAAGCCGUGGAGGGAGCUAGCCAGCCUGUGUCCACACUCAGUGCCCUGAGAAGCCUGGAAGACUUCCUGGCUCUUAACUGGG
Molecule: messenger RNA, 1106 nt
Organism: Microcebus murinus (gray mouse lemur)
Lineage: Eukaryota; Metazoa; Chordata; Mammalia; Primates; Cheirogaleidae
Source: RefSeq, a predicted model, not a curated record